Aspergillus pseudonomiae is the source of this 5217-nucleotide messenger RNA. It is a transcript of the gene encA, whose product is annotated as non-reducing polyketide synthase encA. Bases 1 to 5217 code for a protein of 1738 amino acids. The record is from RefSeq and is a predicted model, not a curated record. NCBI's taxonomy places the organism in Eukaryota, Fungi, Ascomycota, Eurotiomycetes, Eurotiales, Aspergillaceae. Gene Ontology annotation, molecular function: 3-oxoacyl-[acyl-carrier-protein] synthase activity; fatty acid synthase activity. The transcript is spliced from 5 exons. Gene Ontology annotation, biological process: secondary metabolite biosynthetic process; fatty acid biosynthetic process.
AUGCAGAUCUUUUAUUUCAGCAACAAGUUUCCUCCAGAUGAUCUCUCGGAUCUGUUCCGCCGCCUACGUCUGCAUUCCAAGUGCCCAAACCAUGUGAUCUUGGCUAGAGUGCUAGAGGAGGUAACAGAUGUCGUGCGAGAGGAAAUUACUGGGCUUCCCGCCGAACUGAGAAGUCUGUUGCCCCCUUUCCAAUCUAUCCUUGACCUUGCAGAAAGCUUCAAUUGGCAUCAAGGGCCCUUGUCAGGAACAUUCGAGUGUGUGUUUUUGGUUCUUGUGCCGAUAUGUCUUUUCGUCGGAAAUUAUGAGAAUCGGCCAUACGAGUUCGUCUUCCGUCGAGAUGCAUCUUUAUUUACAGGGCUUGGCCUUGGGUUCUUGGCUGCCACCGCGAUCGUAGCAUCUCCCUCUCUAUGUAGCGUGCCAGCCACGGCGGCGGAGCUGGUGCGCAUUGCAAUGAGAACUGGCCUUCUGAUAUACCAGCGAUCUCAGGACCUCGAGCCGCAGAGCCUUGAUGGCGCACUUCAAAGCUGGGCCAGCAUUGUGAAAGGUAUGAACGAGGUAGCUAUACGAGACGGAAUUUACGAAUAUAACACAUCGACUUCAAUCUACAUCAGUGUGGUAGAGCCGGACGGUAGUGUCUUCAUAAAUGGCCCGCCAUCAAGGCUUCGCAAGUUCUUUAGCACGCCCGGAAAAGUGCAAUCAGCAGCCCAUGCUCCAUUGCCUGUAUAUGGUGGGCCCUGCCAUGCACCUCACUUGUACGACCGCAGCCACAGUGCGUGGGUUGUUAAGCCAUGCCGUCCCCAGGUUCUCUCCCGCAAUCUUUCCCAUGCAGCCCACCUUCUGUCCAUGGCAGAUGGCAACCCCUUAAAAGCGAAUACUGUAUUAGAGUUCAUCAUUCGCUGGGGUGCAGUGGUGGAUGCCAUCACAGCGUCGUCGUUACUAUGGGAGAAGGACACGGAAGUGCAUCUGAACAUGCUCAGACCUUCUCCUAUCGUGGAUGGUUUAGUGUCUGCAAUUCGGAAAAGCCACCCUAGUUGCACCGCCCAUGUAGUUGACCUUGGAGAGUGGAUAUUUGAUGAUACUCGCCUUACUCCAUAUAGCGGCCACGAAAAAAUCGCAGUGGUUGGCAUGUCUUGCAGGUUGCCCGGAGGGGCUGAAGAUUUAGAGCUGUUCUGGGAUCUUCUUAGGGAAGGGCGUGAUGUCCACCAGAAGGUCCCAGCAGACCGAUACGAUGUUGAUAGCCAUACAGACAUUACAGGCAAACGGCCAAAUACCAGCCAUACACCGUUCGGCUGCUUUGUAGACAGUCCCGGAAUAUUUGACGCCAGUUUCUUCGACAUGUCCCCGCGUGAAGCAGGACAAACGGAUCCCACUCAUCGCCUUGCACUUCUUACGUCCUAUGAAGCUCUUGAACAGUCAGGUUAUGCUCCUGACCGCACUCGAUCUACCAGACGGGAAAGAGUGAGUACGAUCUAUGGUCAGUGCUCUGAUGACUAUCGCGAGUGCAACGCUGGGCAGGAUAUCGACAUGUAUUUUAUUCCUGGGAACUAUCGGGCCUUUGCACCAGGGAGAAUCAGUUACUUCUUCAAGUUCUCAGGACCUAGCUUCAAUAUUGACACUGCAUGCUCAGCAAGCCUAGCUGCUGUCCAGAUAGGCUGCUCGGUACUCUCGCGUGGUGAGGCAGAUAUGGUAGUCGCCGGGGGAUUAAAUAUCCUCACAGGGUCAGAUAGUUUUGCAGGUCUUAGCAAAGGCUUCUUUCUGUCUAAAACCGGAAAUUGCCAGGUCUUUGAUGAUGCUGCAGAUGGCUACUGCCGUGGCGACGGAAUAGGGUCUAUUAUACUCAAGCGAUUGUCCGAUGCUCAGCAAGAUAACGAUCAUAUUCUCGGGUUGAUCUUAGGUAGCGCAACUAACCAUUCCUCCAAUGCAAUUUCGAUAACCCAUCCACAUGCACCUACACAGGCCGAUCUUUACCGCUCGCUCUUGAGGCAGGCUGGGGUUCGUCCACAAGACGUAGACCUGGUCGAGAUGCACGGCACCGGCACCCAGGCGGGCGACGCCGCCGAGAUCGAGUCAGUUACGAAGGUGUUCAGUUCAGCUGUGCCUCGGCGCUUGCAGCCAUUGCGCAUUUCAUCUGUCAAGGCUAAUGUCGGUCAUGGAGAGGCGGCAGCCGGCAUUACAGCGUUGAUCAAGGCACUCUUGAUCUUUCAGCACAACGAGAUUCCACCACAAGUGUGCCUCAAAACCAUCUUGAACUCUAAGUUUCCCGAUCUUCGACAGCUCAAUGUACAUAUCCCCAAAGAUGUCAUUCCCUGGCCACCUUUACCCGGUCGCAAAAGGUAUAUUAUGGUCAAUAACUUCAGCCCGGCUGGGGGAAAUACAGGCCUUCUCUUGGAAGAACCUCCGGCUAGGCCAGACCCUCAGGGAUGUCCCCAAACAAGAUUUGUUGUUUCUGUGACCGCCGAGAGCACAAUUUCCCUAAUGAAAAACCUUGAAAGGCUGCUCGCCUUUCUUAAACAGGAUCCAUUGGUGGAUCUUGCAAGUCUUGCGUACACCACCACUGCACGUCGUGUGCAUCACAAGUAUCGCAUAGUGGUGCAUGGCGACUCCGUCCAGGAAAUAGCCAAGUCCCUUGAGCAACAUUCGUGCAAUGCGAUGGCUCAAUGUGCAAUUCAGAAAGCUCCCAUUGUCGGGUUUGUCUUCUCGGGUCAAGGUAGCUUUUACCAAGGUGUUGGAUGCCAACUCUUCCAGGAAUACCCGCCCUACCGGAAGGAAAUUCGGCGUUUAAACGAGAUAUGUGCAUUCCACGGCUUUGACUCCAUCUUGCCAGCGAUCACGAGUAGGAGCUCAGAUCCGUUUGAGACCAGCCCGUUCAUGGCACAGCUGGUGACAGUAUGUGUGCAGAUCGCGCUGUGCCGCUUAUGGAGAAGCCUCAGAGUGGUGCCGAAUGUUGUUAUAGGAGCAAGCCUCGGUGAAUACGCUGCACUCUAUGCUGCGGGAACCUUAUCAGCCAGUGAUGCUAUCUAUCUCGUCGGGCAACGGGCCUGGCUCAUGCAGGAUUUGUGUACCAUCAACAGUCACUCGAUGCUAGCCGUCAAGGCGACCGUUGAUGAGAUCCGUCACACGGGGCGGAACAACGUAUAUGAAAUCGCAUGUAUCAAUGGGCCUCGAGAUGUGACCAUUGCCGCGUCUGUCGAAGAGAUCAAGGACAUCCAACAGACUUUGGUGUCACAGGGAUAUCGGGUCGCGAACUUGAAUGUGCCCUUUGCAUUUCACUCUUCUCAAAUGGAGCCUAUCCUAGAAGCUUAUAGUAGGAUUUCCCAGUCGGUUCUGUUCCGGAAUGUAAAAACAGCACUCAUAUCGCCUCUUUUGGGUGACGUUAUAUUUGACAAAAAGUCAUUCCCACCAUCAUAUCUGUGUGAUAGCACGAGGGGUACUGUACGAUUUGCCGAUGCGAUGGCGAAAGCCCAAGAGAUGGGGUUGGUAGACUCUAAGACUGUCUGGGUUGAGAUUGGAGUGCAUCAAACUUAUACCGGUAUCAUGCGCGCAAACAUUCCGAAUCUUGAGGUCAUGGUACCCAGCUUGAGAUCUGACGAAUGCAAUUGGCAUACGUUAGCUGUCAGCAUGUCGGCUUUGCACGGCGCGGGCGUCCUCCUUGACUGGAACACAUGGUACCAACCCUUUGAGUCAGAACUACGCCUACUAAGUCUGCCUCCGUACCAAUGGAAUCUGAAGAACCAUUGGAUUCAACAUAACGGGGAUUGGCUGUUGCUAAAAGAUAAACGGUCUAGGGCUGAAAAUGAGAGCUUUCCAAUCCCUGCUCCCCCAUCGUUGCGCACCGCCCUCGUGCACCAAAUUCUGGAAGAAUCAUUCGGGGAAGACGGUGGGAGCAUAGUCAUCCAGUCAGAUGUGACUAAUGAUGAUUUCUUUGCUAUUGCUUCGGGACACAGAAUGAGUGGUCGACCACUCCUCUCGGUCUUCGCGUACACUGACAUUGCUCUGGCUAUGACGAGAUAUAUGUUCUCCAGGCUAAAACCAGGAACACAGCUCCCAGCCCUGGAAUUUGGGAAGGUUCGGGUCUUCCAGGGCUUAAUACCCCGGAAGGAUAGGUCCAAGCCUCAGUACGUGCGAAUGCGCAUGCAAACAGACCGCACGUGCUUUUCGAUGCCGCUGUCAUUGCAUCGAGUUCUCGAGGAUAGCUCAAGCGAGGAGGAACUAGCCACCGGUGUUGUGACGUGCGGAGACCCCCAAUCAUGGCGAGACGAGUGGGCUGCUUAUUCGCACCUCCUGACAAGCCGUAUUGAAGCGCUACAUCAGCUAGCAGAUCAAGGGUCAGCAAGCCGCGUGUCCAAGGAUUUGGCGUACACUCUCUUCAAAAACGUCGUCGACUACGGCGAACAUUACCGUGGCAUCCAGUCGGUUGUCAUGUACGGCCUGGAAGCAGUUGCGGAUGUCAUUCUGUCCCCAAGCCAAGAUAGCCGGUGGACAGCACCUCCUCAUCACAUCGACCCCAUUACACAUGUCGGGGGUCUCAUUCUGAACGCUGGGCCAGCCACGGAUCACACCAGCACGAUUUAUGUCAUGGACGGCUGGGAAGCCAUGCGGUUCUCCGAUGUAUUGGUGGCGGGAGAGAUGUAUCGCUCGUACGUUAAGAUGAAUCCUGCCAACGAUAAUUCUGGAUGUUAUUCCGGCGAAGUGUAUAUCUUGCAUGGGGUCCAUGUGAUUGGAAGGGUCCACGAGAUGAUGCUUCGCCCAUUGCCUCGCAUUCUCAUGAGUCGGUUCUUCGACCCCCCAGACAGCCAGUAUAGGCAAACGGUUCAGCAAGACCCUUCUACUACAGCCGCUUCAACAUCGCAACAUACGAGUUCAGCCACGACUACAGAGUCCACUCAGUCGCAGCAAGAUGAUUCAGAGAACACGUCGCUUGUUACGCCUGAGAACGAACCCAAACUUCCACUAUCAGUGCCUUGGCCUAAAGCCAACAGCCAGCUUGUCCGUGAUGCUAUAGCCCUCAUCGCGUCUGAGACCGGGGUAGAGCUGGAUGCCCUGACAGACGAAACAGAAUUUUUUGCUGUUGGAGUGGAUUCACUUCUGUCACUGGUUCUCGUAGAGAAGUUUGCUCUUGAGCUAAACGUUGAUUUGAAAGGCUCUUUUUUCCUGGAAACUCCGACCGUUGGUGAUCUGAAGACCCAUCUUGAGACUAACCAGAUGGCUGUGCGCUGA